Messenger RNA from Archocentrus centrarchus (flier cichlid), 2109 nucleotides. Its product is annotated as neurogenic differentiation factor 2-like. Gene Ontology annotation, cellular component: nucleus. The transcript has 2 exons. Gene Ontology annotation, biological process: sensory organ development; axon development; positive regulation of transcription by RNA polymerase II. Gene Ontology annotation, molecular function: DNA-binding transcription factor activity, RNA polymerase II-specific; protein dimerization activity; E-box binding. The coding region runs from base 247 to 1314 and encodes 355 amino acids. The record is from RefSeq and is a predicted model, not a curated record. NCBI's taxonomy places the organism in Eukaryota, Metazoa, Chordata, Actinopteri, Cichliformes, Cichlidae.
UCACACGUAUACACACAGACGCGGCCAAGACGCACGUUCGUUCACAAGCUCCACUCAGUCGAGCGCGCGUGCUGGGAGAGGAGCACCACUGAACAUCAGCACCAGUGAAGAAAGCCGCGCGCUUCCCGCACCUAUACGCUGACAGAGAGCGGUGGUUCGCUCGCUCUUGCGGUCCCUGAAGAUGGUUUGAAAGUAAAGUGCGUUUUUUUUUUCCCUCCCAUCCCCUGUGAAGAGCCGAGAUCCACAAUGUUGACGAGGCUUUUCAGUGACCCUUCGCUGCUUCCCGAUGUACAAAAAUAUUCCGGCUGGGCCGAAGACAGCGACAGCGAGGACAAGAUCAAAGGGGAAGAUCAGGACACACAGGACGGCAUGGAGGCCUCUGGGCUAAGAGGAGACAGUCGGACUCACUCAGAGCACGAAGGGGAAGACGACGAGGACGACGAGGUGGAGGAAGAGGACGACGGAGAGGACACAGAGGGAGACAGGCCCAAGAAAAGGGGCCCAAAAAAGCGCAAAAUGACCCAGGCCAGGAUCGAACGCUCAAAGAUGCGGCGGAUAAAAGCAAAUGCUCGAGAACGCAAUCGUAUGCAUGAUCUGAACUCUGCGCUGGACAAUCUCCGUAAAGUGGUGCCCUGCUACUCCAAAACACAAAAACUGUCCAAAAUCGAGACAUUACGGUUGGCCAAAAACUAUAUCUGGGCCCUGUCAGAGAUAUUGCGCUCUGGGAAAAGGCCUGACCUCGUUUCCUAUGUCCAGACGCUGUGCAAGGGACUCUCCCAGCCUACGACCAACCUGGUGGCGGGAUGCCUCCAACUGAGCUCCCGCAACUUCCUAACUGAGCAGCAGUGCCAGGAGGGGGGCAGGUAUGGGUCAGGCUCCUUCUCCAUGCAUUCCUACCCUUACCAGUGUGCGCGUCUCUCCAGUCCCCACUGCCAACCGGGCUCGAACUCCCAUCCGCUGAGGACACACGGCUAUUGCUCGACUUACGACUCACUCUAUGGUGGGAGCGGAUCCCCGGAGUAUAACAGCCCCGAGUAUGAGGGGCCUCUCAGUCCGCCUGUGUGCAUCAACGGCAACUUUUCCCUGAAGCAUCAAGGCUCUGCGUCCCCCGACAACGAGAAGGGGUACCACUAUUCUAUGCAUUACUCCGGCCUGCCUGGCUCCCGACCCACUGGGGCCCACAACCUGGUGUUUGGCUCAUCGGGGGCCCGGAGCGGUAUUCACACUGAAAACGUCCUGCCUUACCACGACAUGCACAUACACCACGAACGGGCCCCAGUCUAUGAUGAACUGAACGCGUUUUUUCACAAUUAAGCAAGAAGCCUAUCGAGCGUCCCCUUGCAAUCAACAAUCUAUCCACGGCACACUUUUUUUGACAAGCUUACCCGCCAGGAUUUAGUCAUUCUGGGGAAAUCUUUCACUUGUUGUCAUCAGUGUUGUUCUUUUAAUUUGUUCUGUCUUUAAAAAUGUUUUUUGCUAUAGUCAGAGAUGUAGUGGAGGGUAAUCCACCUAUCCAACAAUCUUCUUUUGCGCAACAGAAUUUGUCUCUAUCUCUAAGAGGAAAUUUGAUAAGCAAAUCAAGACCAGUGAGGAAAAUGGAAUUUAAAUUUGCUCACAAUUUUAAUGUGUGGUUGUCUUUGUAUUGGUGGUUGUCUGCAUUUUCAUGGCUGGGAGUCAAAGUUUACCCACUAAUUUAUUUACCACUACAUCACUGGCAACAGCUCUGCUCUGACGUUUUUCUAAUAAAAUACAUGAAUAACAAAGAAAAGGUACAUCACAUUUGCUCGCCUGAGGAUGUGAGGGUUUUUUAUUUAUUUAUUUAUUUAUUUUUAGGAAUUACUAAAUCAAGAUGACAGAGAGAAAAAUCCUGAGAACUGUACUUGUUGGGUUGCUUUAGAAGAAUCUAUUCCCCAGCAAAUCAAUCGUUUCUGCGUCUAUGCAAAAUCCAGCGAGGCCACAGAGCGAGGGAACUAGGCCCCGAAGGACACUGUAUGUUUCAUCAGCACUGUUGCUGCACGCACGGGUGCGCGCAGACAUACAACACACACACGCACGUACGCACGCACACACACACACACACACACACACACACACACACACACACACACA